UGUUACACUCCAACUACCAGUGUUAAGUGUACAUGUACAGUGCCACAUCAUCAAACUUGGGCUCAGCACAUUACAAAAGAUGCGUACUUGACGUGCCCUUGCAACAGAAAUCGUCUUUCUCUUGAAUACUCAUGGCGGAGUAUACUCCCGAUUCCUUCAAAAUCCUACUGGGGAAGCUCGUCAAGACUCCCGAGUAUUUCACACCGGAAGACCUUAAACUUGCACUUCAUCACCUUUUCACACCCGAUGCUGCUCUUCCGGCACAAAUUGGUGCAUUCCUCGCUGCCCUUCACAUAGGAAGAGUGGAAAGACGCCCAGAAUCCCUCGCGGCGGCUGCUGAAGUUCUAAGGGCGCGCGCGUUACACGCAGCCAUCGAAGAUGGAGACACAGAUUUUGUUGUCGAUAUCGUUGGAACUGGAGGAGAUGGUCACAACACAUUCAACGUCAGUACCACAGCAGCCGUCGUUGCUGCAGGCGCAGGUGCUCGAGUGAUCAAGCAUGGAAGCAGGGCUUCCACAUCUUCAUCUGGAUCGGCGGAUCUUCUACAAUCGCUCGACUGUUUAUUUACCCCCCCUUCAUCAGGCACUCCCCUUCCCAUAUCUAAGGUGCCGUUCACCUUCAUCCUUGCACCUCAUUAUCAUCCGGCACUCGCUAUACUUGCACCAUACCGAAAGACCUUACCCUUCAGAACGCUCUUCAAUGUCCUUGGACCCCUUAUCAACCCUGCACGUCCACGAGGCAUGGUUUUAGGUGUGGCUGAGCGCGAACUCGGUCCUACCUUCGCCCAGUCCCUGCGUGACGGCGGCGUCGAGCGCGCUCUCGUGGUGUGCGGAGCUGAAGGACUUGAUGAAAUCAGCUGUGCAGGCUACACAUACGCGUGGCAAUUGGAGGAUGGCAAAAUUACGGAAAUCAAAUUGCACCCAGAGCUGUUUGGCCUGAGCGUCCAUCCACUCACAUCCGUAGCUGGCGGAACGCCGACAGAGAAUGCGGCGACAUUCAAGGCGCUCCUCAACUCGGGUAAUGACAUACCAGAGUCGUUGACGCCCGUCCUGCACUUUGUAUUGUUGAAUGCAUCGGCGCUUCUGGUUGUUGCAGGUUUAGCUUCGGACUUCAAAGAAGGGGUUGCGCUAGCGAUGAAUAGCAUAACGUCUGGAAGUGCGUGGGAUGCACUUUUAGCGUUUCGGAACGCAGGUAGGGAGGCGGUGAAGGAGACUAGCAAAUCUGAAUAUGGGAGAGCUUGAUGCGAUGACCAAGAUACUUCAUCCGGGCUGCUCUCUUCAUUCAUUGAUACUAUUAUCAUUGGUAGCGUUCGCUUUAUCUUGCUAUUCGGGUUCCUUCAUUCACGUGUAUGUAAAUCACAUGGAUUAUGAUAAUCGCGUGGUAA
This is a messenger RNA of Suillus paluster, 1384 nucleotides long. RefSeq names its product glycosyl transferase. Gene Ontology annotation, biological process: L-tryptophan biosynthetic process. The transcript has 2 exons. Lineage: Eukaryota; Fungi; Basidiomycota; Agaricomycetes; Boletales; Suillaceae. The record is from RefSeq and is a predicted model, not a curated record. Gene Ontology annotation, molecular function: anthranilate phosphoribosyltransferase activity. Gene Ontology annotation, cellular component: cytosol. Bases 132 to 1241 code for a protein of 369 amino acids.